UUUCUGCUUUCAGGUCAUGCCUCUGAGUCGCGCUCCGUCGUCCGCCAGAGGGGCCUUCGCCUGGACCGCCUGGAGGUGCUGCCGCUGCCCGGGCCGUCUGCUGCUUCGAGCCAACGGGGGAAGCCGGGGUCGCGGGGCUCCGCGGGCAGUGUCGUGGGCUGGUGCGUCUUUCCGGGAUGCUCCGAGGGGUUCCCUUCCUGGGAGAGGCACGUCCUGCACUACAAGCAGCGCCACUUGAAGCAGUCGGACGCCGAGUCCUUCUGCUCGCUGUGUCUGGCGCGCGUCUUCAGCCACCGCUGCCACACGCUGUUGCACGCGGACGCCGGACUGGACUGCACUCAGAACCAUUGCUCUGCGAGCUUCGUGCACCCAUGGGCGCUCAGAGAGCACUUGGCUGAAUUUCACCGUCCACCGCCGAAGACGCCGACGGCCGAGCCCCGAGCCCCAGCGGCCACUGCAGCGACUUCAACCAAGUUCAGGCCGCUGCCGGCGGCCUUGCCAGUCGGGGCGACAUCGGUGCCACUGAAAGUGGCAACAACGGCUGUGGGAACGACGUCGAAGGAACGAAUGGAGGCGAGGAGUUCAAUCGAAGCGACUUCGACGCAACCAGUGGUUGCCAUUGCACGGGUCGGAAGGACUUCAACGAAACCACCUGCUGCUGUUUCAAAGGUUGGAACGACUUUGACUCGACCAGUAGCUGCUGUUGCACGAGCCGGAGCCAAUAACUAUGUGCAACCGAUGCUGGCCGUUACACCGGUUGGAGUGACACCGACGCCACCUGCUGGAACACCUACUGGAAGUAGAACAGGUACUUCGGGGCAACCCGUCGCUGCUGGAACACCGCACGGAGCUACUUCGGGGCAACCAGUCGCUGCUGAUACAGUUGCUGCUGUUACAGUUGCUGGAACGACUUCGAUCCCACCAGUCGCUGCUGUUUCACAGGUCGGGCCUACUUCGGGGCAACCAGUGGUUGCUGUCAAACUCUCUGAAACGACUUCGGUGCCGCCAGUGGCUGCUGUUUCACAGGACAGACCUACUUCGGGGCAACUAGUGGCAGCUGUUACCCUUGCUGGAACGACUGCGAUCCCACCAUUGGCUGCUGUGUCACAGGACGCACCUACUUUGGGGCACCCAGUGGCUGCCGUCACACUUGCUGGAACGACUCCGAUUCAGCCAGGGGCUGUUGUUACUCAGGCCGGAGCAACUUCGACGCAACUUGUAUCUGCUGAAUUGCAGGUCGGAACGACUUCUAGUGAACCAGCGGCAGCCACGGCCUCGUCCGUGGGUGCCGCGGAGGUGGGCGACGUGAUCGCGGUGCUGGGCUGGUGCACCUUCCCUGGCUGCUCGGAGGACUUCGCGUCGUGGGCCGGCUACGUGGAGCACUGCCUGCAGCGCCACGGCCGCUCCCUGUGCCCGACCUGCCUGAACGUCCACGCCGCGCAGCACGGCGACGCGGACGCGAAGUGCGCCCUCUGCUCGGCGCGGUUCGUCGACUCGCAGGCCCUCAGGGUGCACAAGAACUUCUUCCACCGCGCGUUCGACUCCAUCACGUCGCGCAAGUGGCACCUGAGGAUCCAGGAAGCGCGCGCCGUCAUCGGCUGGUGCACUUUCCCGCACUGCGGCCGGGCCUUCCUGUCCUGGGAGGAGCACGUCGUCCAUCAGAAGGAGAGCCACUUGGCUCCGACGCAGGACGACACGGUGUGCGACUUGUGCCUGGCCGUGAAGCCCGUGGCGGGGCUGCCGGACCACCUGGAGGCGCACCGCUUGUGGGACGCGCCGUGCUCGCUGUGCGCCGCGCGCUUCAUCGCGGACAACACGGACCACCGGCAGCAGUUCCACCACGCGACCUCCGACGGCGAGGUCCCGGCCGUGCUGGGCUGGUGCAUUGACACGGGCUGCGAGUCCUCGUUCAGCCGCUGGCAGGAUCACGUGCAGCAUUUCCUGCUACACCACUGGACGCUGGACGCCGACCUUGUGUGCCGCGUCUGCCUGGCUCGCUUCCAAAGCCAGGACGAGGCCAAGGAGCACCUCAAGGACCACGCCUCGCCGGGGAAGCAGCAGUUCAGAUGCACCAGCUGCCCCGUCGGGUUUCUGACGUUGAAGCAUUUCAGGAAACACAUGAGUCACUUUCAUGGACUGUGGGUCUCGCGGUUCUCGCCGUAGGUCUUAUGAAAUUGUUUGCACAUGAAUUUUUUUUUGUUAAUAUGUUGAAUAGUGAAAUGUAAAAUUGUAUAAGGCUUUGUACAAGAUUUUUCGUACUCGUCCAAUCGAUGUUUAGUUUUGCCGUGCUGAUUUGCUCGCUCUUGUGGGUCAAAGUAUGUUCGUUUUUUUCUGUUUUGUUUUGUCUUGUGGGGGAUUUUCUGUCUCUGUCACAACUCAACAUGUUUUCUCUUGGAGCAACGAUAGGUGAACAGUGUACCCCUCAACUCAAGACACCUCCUCCUAUCUAAUGACAUUUGAAACCUGUAGUUGUUAUUAGUCUCGCUCUCGUUCCGUUCUCUUAACCAACUCAAUUCGGUUUACACCUUAAGAUACUCUUUACUACUUCUACUUCCGCCGUUUUAACGACCCGCGUUCGGACCGCCUUUGCGUUGCAACGCGAGCCAAGCCAAUCGUAGGUGUGCUGCUCGGUGGUUGGCGCGUGUUGGACGCGUAUUUGUGUCGUAUCUCCUAACCCGUUAAAGUUAAACAGGUUUUGUACGCGCACCGGCUUACCAUUCCUGUCUUUCUUUACCAGUUUAAGAAAUGCGGCCCAAAAACCCGUCUGGUGGACCUCGUCUGGCGUGCAGCAUGCCUUCCAUUCGUUUGGCUGUCUUUGCUCGGCAACGGUGGUGCGGCCUCGGGUGUCAGUCGAAGUGAUUUAAAAUCUGAAACGCACCUGAUAUUUUUCAAGGAAAAUACCUUGUUUCUCCGAAGCGAUUGUCCUGAUUCCUUGUCUCCCUACACUAUCUUAUGUUGGACAUUGUUGUAAUUUUAACAGUUUUCAAAGUGAUUUAAAAACUGAAGCACCUGUCGUUGUUAAGGAAAAGUGCUCUGUUUUUUUUUGUUUUUAUUUUUCGAAACGAUUGGUGACUCCUUGUCUACCCUCACUUUCUUAUGUUGUAUAUUCUUGUAGUUUUAAAACCUUUUUAGGUGGUUUAAAACCUUACAUGCACCUGUCGAUUUUCAAGGAAAAUGCCUUGUAUUUCAAAAGCGAUUGUCCUGAUUCCUUGUUUACUUUCUCUUUCUUAUGUUGGACUUUUUUGUAAUUUUAAAACCUUUCUAAACUAAUCGCAGCUUACACUCUGCCAUAUGCUUAAAUCGAACUGUGGUGUUUUUUUUCUAGCUAGCUGGUUCCUGAGCGCGAAACACAGAAGACUCACGGAGGGCUGACAUGCCUGCCCUUCACAUUGAAGUUCACUUGAUUUGAUGUUUUCCUUAUAAGGGAGAAGACUGCGAAUGAAUGAGUCACGACCGUUACGAAUUAAUGACUGAUGAUUUGUCGCUCAAUUAUGUGUGGUAGAGAUAGUAUUUCACCUUAAUAAACAACCUCCCAACGCCCAAAACAA
Messenger RNA from Thrips palmi, 3548 nucleotides. RefSeq lists its product as uncharacterized. NCBI's taxonomy places the organism in Eukaryota, Metazoa, Arthropoda, Insecta, Thysanoptera, Thripidae. Gene Ontology annotation, biological process: regulation of transcription by RNA polymerase II. The coding region runs from base 568 to 2163 and encodes 531 amino acids. Gene Ontology annotation, molecular function: chromatin insulator sequence binding. The record is from RefSeq and is a predicted model, not a curated record. Gene Ontology annotation, cellular component: chromosome. The transcript is spliced from 7 exons.